Messenger RNA from Chelmon rostratus (copperband butterflyfish), 1152 nucleotides. Its product is annotated as carboxypeptidase O-like. The transcript is spliced from 11 exons. Gene Ontology annotation, molecular function: zinc ion binding; metallocarboxypeptidase activity. The record is from RefSeq and is a predicted model, not a curated record. The coding region runs from base 1 to 1152 and encodes 383 amino acids. Gene Ontology annotation, biological process: proteolysis. Lineage: Eukaryota; Metazoa; Chordata; Actinopteri; Chaetodontiformes; Chaetodontidae.
AUGGGGGGAAAGAGGCUGAAAGUUUGGAUGCUGCGUUUGUCCCUGUUGGUUUUAAACAGUGUUUUAGAGGCUCCGAACAGUUUCGUGGAGGGUUUGGAGAGUUAUGACUACACCAAAUAUCACCCCAUGGAUGAGAUAUACAGGUGGAUGGAGGAUGCAGAGCGAGGGAGCCCAGAUCUGAUCUCCUCUGCUGUCUACGGACACACGAGUGAUGGAAGAAACAUCACACUGCUGAAGCUGGGACUGGAAAACCCAGAGGGCGAACAAAAGAAGGUUAUAUGGGUGGACUGUGGCAUCCAUGCUCGGGAGUGGAUCGCUCCCGCCUUCUGCCAGUGGUUUGUCAAAGAGAUUGUCAGCUCAUAUAGAACCAAUGAGAAGCUGGAGCGGAUGCUGCAGAACCUCGAUGUUUAUGUUACUCCUGUGGUCAAUGUGGAUGGAUACAUAUUCACCUGGGCCAAUGACAGCACUCGUCUGUGGAGGAAGUCCCGUUCAGCCCCUCCUCCGGGCAGCAGCUGUUACGGCGUUGACCUCAACAGAAAUUUUCACGCCAAUUGGGGAACGGUUGGUGUGUCAUUUGACAGUUGUUCAAACACCUACUGUGGCGAAUCAGCCGGGUCAGAGCCAGAGGCUAAAGCUGUGAUGGACUUUGUCGGUGGGAUGGUUAAACAGACCCUGUGUUUCCUCACCAUCCACUCUGCUGGGCAGCUUAUACUCCUGCCAUAUGGACACCCAGAGAUCUCUGCACCCAACUACCAUGAACUGGUUUCGGUUGGUGAGGCAGCAGCAGCAGAAAUGAAGAAGGUGCAUGGAAUGGACUACACUGUGGGAACAUCUCCACAAAUCCUCUAUGCAAACUCGGGCUCAAGCCGCGACUGGGCUCGCCUCAUUGGCAUCCCUUUCUCUUACACCUUUGAGCUGAGGGACAAAGGUGAGUUCAGCCACCUGCUACCAGAGGAGCAGAUCCAGCCGGCCUGCGAGGAGGCCUUCGCAGGGGCUCUGUCCAUCAUCACAUAUGUUCACGACAAGACCUUUAACAACAGCACCCUCCCUAACGCUGCUGUCGCCACGGUGACAAGCUUCACCGCGGUUUCUGGGGUUGCUGUGAUGAUCUGGAGUACCAUCUUAUCCCUCACUGCAGGGGUUGUGGUGUAA